Molecule: messenger RNA, 2835 nt
Organism: Porites evermanni
Lineage: Eukaryota; Metazoa; Cnidaria; Anthozoa; Scleractinia; Poritidae
Source: the annotation of a GenBank genome assembly
AUGAGCUCUUUUGAUAUACAGUAUGUGUGCAGAGGCCACAAUUUUCUCUUCCCUCGAGUUGAAUUAAGGUGAGUUUUAAAACGUUGCUUGGUCGUUUGCAGUUCUACUGAAUCCGUCGAAAAUUCGAUUCAUAGUAACUGCUGAUCAAGCUUUGCAAUUAAUUUACAAUGGGCCCUGUGAUCUAUGUUCACGUCACAUAGAUGAAGGGUACCUCCAGUUUCAACGUUUUUUCUUUUAUUUAAAAAUAUGAUAACAAUAAUAAAAAAGACAUGAAGCUGUUGUUGCAGGAUAAGAGAUUGUUAAGAGAAUUCCUAUUCAGAGGUCACAAGGCCCAUACAAUGGAUAAUAAUAAUAUAUUUUUAAGCUAAUUACUUCGGCGGAGCGCGAAGUAAAGGAUUCGCGACGCUUAGGAAUGUAUCAAAGUUACAAUUUUUUGACAAGAUUGGGCAAGCAAAGUCUGUAGGUUUUCGGUUUUAUUCGGCUAUUUGACGAAGUGAGAGCCGAAUUAGUCCGAGAUAUCUCGAGAUCACUUCGAUUUCUUUGAUUUAUUCUUUAACUUUUUCGAGGAAGAAAGAAUUAUUAUUUUGGCUUCCCCGGGGUUUGAACCGACUCACCUGUGUGACCCAUAAGGUCAGAGGAGACUCUAAGUUGAGGGAUUAGCCAAUUGCGCUACUGCGACCCAAGGUAGUUCGGGAUAUGAAAAAUAGUUAUGAAAUUAUGCACUAGUUUCGGGACAAGAUUGGGCGUGCAAGUUCGCGACUUUUCGGCUUGUGUCGGCUAUUUCACGAAAUGAAACCGGACUACUUUGUGAUACCUUGAGAUCACUUCGAGUUUAGCCUUUAAUUUACUCGAGGAAUAAAUAGAGGAUAUUACGUGGCGCUCAAAGACACGAAAUUUCUCUUCGGGAGUGUCGAAAAAAAACAUUUCACGAGUGAGCCCUUCUUUGGAACUACUUUAUGAUGAAUUUAAAGUUACAAAACGCUGCACAAAGACAUUUUGUCUUUAUUGAGUGUUACGUAGUAAAAUUGCUUUCAUGCGUUGCGUGACGUUCUCGAACGUUCUCUACUUUUUUGGAUUAAUCAUGAAUAAUUAAUUAGGGCAUGUUUACAUUUCAGCAUUAGUCAGCAGAUUUGCAUCAGUUACUGAAAUCAUAAAAUAUGUCGAAAAGCUACUACUAUUCGCCCGUUUAGUAUUUUCUAGAACCUUAUGUCAAACGGUAUACAAGUUCCAAGCGAGGUCUUUUGACGAACUAAGUUUUUUUCCCACGAGUUGGACUGCUGUGUUUAGUCAAGUGUGACGAAGGCCGAUUUUCAAGUUCUGUGUUUACAAGUUGGCGGAAGCCGUAAGAUAUCUGAAGUUCAAGUGAGAGUUUGUUAUUAUUGGUAGAGGCUGUUUAGUUGUACUUAAGUUCAAGUCAAGUUUGUGUUGGCGGAAGCUGUGUUUUAAAUCUCUGAAAAGGCUAUGUUCCUUUGGUAUUAAAUUAACUUCCUUGAGUUAAUCCGACAUUCCUGCGUGCUGAUAGUCAGUGAAUAAUUAUCCUCAAAACAUUCGAACUCGUAACAGCCAAUUCCAUGCUCAACGUAAUUGACUACUUACCCAUGCCUUACAUAUCUUUAAUCAGUACAUGAGACUGCUAUGCUGUUUUUGAAGCCUGAUGUGACUAAGAAAAAUAGAGAAUUCUUUUUUCACUCUUUGUUUUGUUAGACUUGUUAGUCACCGCCAGUAACCUCACAUUUGACUUAGGUCUAAACGUUUAGACCCAAGUCAAAUUUAGAAGGAUUUGUAUGGAGUCACCAGAGCAUAACUGGGCUAAUAUCUCAGAGACAAUUUGUCCCGAAAUGCUAGUUUUUGGCAAGUAGGCCUCUUGGAUGUUGCUCUUUUCAGAAUAUCCUGACAAAUCUCAUAAUUUCACAAACUAACACCUUACUCUUACCAUAUUUCAUUUCUUACUAUUCCUCCGCAUUUACAAUUAAUCAGUUCCACAGCCACGACGCCGAAGUGUACGCUCCGUAGCGUCUUGUUCUUAUUUAUUUUUGCCAGUGUCGGCCGGGACUCCUCGUCUUUGACAACAUUACCUGUUAUUUCAAUCUUAUGCCAUUUCACCAUACUAAGUGACUACCAAGAGAAUGUGCAAAUUCUGUAUUGCAAUGUACAAUCCCAGUUUGAAAUGGACUGUUGCAUAAUUGAUAUCAGCACUCCCCUUUGGUUAAGGAAGUGAGCAAAGAUCAAUGGAAUUCUCUAGGGGGUAUGUUGUAAUAGUUUUGGAAAUCCUUGGGGAAUAGUCUUAAACAUUGGAGUUAUUCAGGGUAAACAAGAAUUCAUGGAAUUUUAUUAGGAAAAAAAGUACUGUUCAAUAAGUUCCUCAGGGGUUUAUAAAUUCAUAUCUUAAGGAAGUCUCCCGGGUGAAUGCAGUCUAAUAGAAUUCCUCAGGAGUAAGAAGGAAGUUUAUUAUAUGUUGUCAACCGGGAAGAGGGUGUGGCUAUUAAAUGUGAUAGCCCAAUUUUUUUCUGCCAUUGAAGGACGACAAAGCACACACAAUGACCGCACACAACAGCAUUCAAGGACUAGACAAAGCAAAAUCUGGAUGGUACCACUCACAGCAUCCACAACACUUGACAUAAGCAGCGUUGUUGUUAGGCAAUUGGCAUGUGCAGUAAAUAGGUACAUUUUUGCCUACCACAGGAUGAACAAGCUCAACUGUAUCAUCAGUUGGUGGGAACUCGGUCAUCCUUGAAGACUCCAGGCAAUCAACAAGGUGCGGGCGCAUGGCUCUCUGGUCAUAUCUCUUGGUGGUGGAGUCACCACCAUGGCAUAGAGUGGUGGCAAAGGCUAUAG